Molecule: messenger RNA, 3163 nt
Organism: Micropterus salmoides (largemouth bass)
Lineage: Eukaryota; Metazoa; Chordata; Actinopteri; Centrarchiformes; Centrarchidae
Gene: toporsa
Product: topoisomerase I binding, arginine/serine-rich a
Exons: 2
Coding region: 169-2613 (814 amino acids)
Biological process (GO): protein polyubiquitination; protein monoubiquitination
Molecular function (GO): ubiquitin protein ligase activity
Source: RefSeq, a predicted model, not a curated record
AUGAAUAAAAAAACGGCAGACGGCGAUGGAAGGAGAAGCAAGGCUGUUGGUUUUGUAAGUUAAACAGUUUCUCCAGAGUGACAUUUGUGUAGAAAUGAAUGAGUUUCUACAAGACGGGACGGGCUAAUAAGUUACCAACUGUAUAGGCGGUUGAGGAAAUCAAAGAUCAUGUCAGCAAUCAAGAUUGCCCUGCAGCAGAGCCAGAAGAGUGGCAGAAGGAAAGCCUCUGGAGCAAUGUCUGCAGAGGCGUCACCAGACUCCAAGUGUCCCAUCUGUUUGGACAUAUUUAACAACAUUUCUUACCUGGACCUCUGCCUGCAUAAGUUCUGUUUCCGCUGUAUUCAUGAGUGGUCCAAGAACAAAGCAGAAUGUCCUCUAUGCAAACAGCCUUUUAAUUCAAUCUAUCACAGUAUAAAAUCAGAGCAAGACUUUAAGAAGUUUGACCUACAGCCACUGGAUAAUGGCUCUUUUGGGACUUUUGGGGGAGUGCGGUUUAGAUACCGCACAACUCUUACCGGAGUCCAUCGACAGAUGCGGGGAAGGACUUCUCCACCUCCAGACAAUGGAGUGAUGUUUGAAGCCUCAACAGGUCCUCCGCGACAGCCUCAGGACCGCUACAUUCGGCGCAUGAUGAUGAGGUUGGCAGCCAAGAGGAGAGCUGCAAGUGAAGGGAGGGUGGUGAACAACGUCAGGGAGCAGGAAAUGGUCAACUUCAGAAGGGAACUGUACCGACGUGGGGUGAAGGUUCGGAGUGUUCGCGAUGGUGGCCGCUCCCGAGACACUUCAGCUGAGUUCUUCCGAAGAAAUCCUGCCUGCCUCCAUAGACUGAUCCCCUGGCUAAAAAGAGAACUCAUUGUGCUAUAUGGAGCCCACGGCUCUUUGGUCAACAUAGUUCAACACAUCAUCAUGUCGCGCAUUACACGGUAUGACAUGGAGGAUGGAGCUAUUCAGGAAGAGCUCAGGCCGUUCCUCCAGGCACGCACAGAGCACUUUCUGCAUGAGUUCAUCAGCUUUGCAAAGUCCCCCUUCAAUAUGGAGGCCUAUGACCAGCAUGCUGUCUACGACUGCCCAGCUACUUCUUCAAAUGAAGACAGCAGCUCCAACUCGUCUGUAAUAGCUAUCUCAGAGGAUGAGGAACUUGAGGUGGAGCUGGGCCCCCCGGGAGACUCCACGUCUACACUGAGCCGUUCUGUGUGGGAUGAUGAGACGCCUGGCCCAUCGUAUUCUACGACAGCGGAGCAGAGCAGGGCAGAAUGUCUGUCAGUCCUUGACUCAGACUCGGACAGCAGUUUAGAGGAGGAGAGGCGGGAGUUUAGGGCUUCUCCACAGCAAAUGAGUCCUCAUAACCAAACAGACAUGACUCUGGGUGAAGUUAACAAUGAAGAGUUUUUGUCUGACGACAGUGAUGACUGUGUCAUUGUAGGUUUUGUUAAGCCAACGGCAGAGAGGACUCCUGAGCUGGUUCAACUUUCCUCUAACUCUGAUGAGUCUGCCAGUGAAGAUACUAAAGAAGUGCCUCUUCUGCCUCAGCACAUCCGCUUCUCCAGUCUCAGUCCUAUAGCUUCACAGAGUAGUGAUCCAAGUGGCACUGGACAGUCAGAAAAUGUAGAAACAGACCACUAUCAUCAGUUGGAUUCAAAAGAUAGAAGCAGCUCUUUAAAAUCCGGCAGACACAAGACAUCCAGUAAGUCAGACAGAAAAGACACAUAUAGAAGAUUUGACAGUAAUGAUAGAUCUAAGGAGGGGCACUGGUCAAAGGAUAGAGACCAUAGGAGAAGGAGGAAGUCAAGAAGUGGAGAGCAUGGGCACUCUAGCAGGUACCCGGUGAUCUCCCACAGCAGUGUCCGCACUCUGUCAAGAGAAAGAGGGUAUUGUUACACGAGUGGCAGAGACCUCUACUCAAAAUGUGACAAUAACUGUAAAAGGAGGGACGACGAUCACAGCUAUCGGUCAUAUAGGCAUUACAACCAAGAGAGAAAUGAUAGUGGGGUGCAUUACACAGAGAGGCGCUCUUAUUCUUACAGUAGCUGCAAGUACUCAGAUCGGCACUCUCGCUCCAGGAGCCACAGCAGGGACUCACGGAGACGGGACAGGAGGCAUUCUCGAUCUAGGACUUAUUCCAGCAGUCGUUCCCCUUCAGUGAAAAGGAGAGCACACCACGACAAGCCGGGCGGAAAGAGGAAAUACAAAACAAGACAUUUGGAGGAGCCGUCUGAAGACACACACACUCACAACUUAUAUGCUGAGGGCGACUCUGCCACGCUGUUGACAAAGCACAAAAAAAAGAGCAAAGAGAAGCAUCGUAAAAAAUCCAAAGAGAGGUCAAGAAAGACUAGCAGGAGUCUCAGUGUGGAGCUCGUCAUCGAGGAAAACUCUUGUGAGCGAAGCAGGCGUCACCAUAAGAAAAAAAAGAAACACAAGAAGAAAAGCAAAAGGCACAAGGGUAAUGAGCGCACAGAGAAGUGCUCACCCAGUGUCAUUACCAUUGAUAGUGACAGUGAUUAUUUUGCAAAUGACAGUGUGACCCAGGCCAGCAGCACUAACAAGGACACUCCCAUCGACAAUACCACAGAUGACGCCGCAGACCCUGCCCCUCCCCUCUCUCAUGUGUAGUUGAAUGGAAGCUCAGAUUCCUGCUGCGUGUGGUGGGAACUGAUGUAUUCACCCUCAGUUGCUAAUGCCUGCCAGCAGUAUUUUAGAUCAGAACGAUGUUCUGUAUGUUGAAGGUCACCAGACCUUGAAGGAUAUAGGAUAGGAUGAAUUCAUGUGCCCCUUUUUUAAAUGCCGCCACAAGUGUGCUGAUUACAUGACAGACCCAGAACUAGAGUGGUGUUCAUUCACAUCAUAAAUGUCCAUUUUAGCGAGGUCACAUCAACGUACACACCUAAAACAAUCCUAUUUUCUGUGCAAAAUGCCACUCUGAACAAAGUAGAAUGGGGGAAAAAAUAUUGUCAAUUCUUAUUCUGGAAAUUAAUUUUCUUUAAUGGAUCAAUUUUAUUUCUAACGCGCUCUCAGGGAUCAUGUUGAUUACAGUGAUGUUCUGCUAUAUUCUCAAGUCAAAACAAUUUCUACCUGCUUAUUAUAUGCAGAUGGUGUUUGGAUUUUAGGAUGGGCUCUUUUGUAUUAAAUUGUAUUUAAAAAUAAAUUGCAGUCAGCAACUGUG